Magallana angulata is the source of this 1133-nucleotide messenger RNA. RefSeq names its product CDGSH iron-sulfur domain-containing protein 3, mitochondrial-like. Lineage: Eukaryota; Metazoa; Mollusca; Bivalvia; Ostreida; Ostreidae. The record is from RefSeq and is a predicted model, not a curated record. Gene Ontology annotation, cellular component: intracellular membrane-bounded organelle. The transcript is spliced from 3 exons. Gene Ontology annotation, molecular function: 2 iron, 2 sulfur cluster binding. The coding region runs from base 38 to 487 and encodes 149 amino acids.
CUUUUAUUUUGUUUGUUUUAGCUGCGGGACUAUAAAGAUGGCGCUCUCCAUGAAACAUUUAUCGUCCUUGAAAAAUAUUUCGUUUAUUCGACAAAACCAGACGUGUCUGGUAGCAGUUCGUCACAGAUAUUUCAGAAAAGGCUUCGACCCAGAAUCUGAAGUAUUAAAAGAGUAUGAGAAUCAAGUGUUGGGUGUGAAAGGGAAGGUGUAUGAGAAGAAGCCAGCAAAAGUUGAACUGAAGCCUGGAAAGAAUUACCACUGGUGUUCCUGUGGUUACUCACACUCACAGCCCCUUUGUGAUGGAACACACAAGACAUUAGCUGACCGGAACUGGACAAAAGUCAAAUUCAAACCUUUGGUUUUUCGGGUGGAAGAAGAAAAGACAUAUUUCUUGUGUAAUUGUAAACAGACGAAGAAUCAGCCAUUCUGUGAUGGAACACACAGAGAACUUGAAGAACAAGACAAGUGGAAAGGGAAAAAGGAGUAGAAAGGGACAGAAAUGGUCAUUUAUGAUCCCAAGGGAAAAGAACUCAGAAUAAAAGGCUGCAGAGCUGUGUUGAUUAAAUUCUCAAAGAUUAAAACUUGUGCUUUUAUAUAUCCAUUAAGGGUCCUCCACACACCUGGGAAAAGUUUUGCCUACAAGACCAUUCUGUUCAAUUACUUAAAGAUUUGAAUUUUUAGCAUGCGUUUGACUUAAAAAUGAACCAAAAAAUCUCACUUUUUUGGGGAAAAAAAUCAACUUUUAAAAUUUUACCACUGUUUAUGAAAAUAAAAACCCCUGCAGUAUUCGAACUCGGGACCUGGGGGCUGGUAAACCGAAGUAAAAUCCACUGCGCUACAGAGAAAGAUAACUGUACAAAUUAUGGUGGUCUAAACUGUGUCACAAUGUGCUAAAAUCGCCAUGUUGUGAGGUACUGUCAUAAAAAGUAGAAGUCAUGGGGUGUCGAGGAUCCUUAAUUGAUUAAUAGAAAAGAAUUCAUGUAUUGGUUCUGAGGCAACAUUGCCUCAAUAGUUUAAAUGCAGCAGCAUUGAUCGAUGUUGUUGCUGUAGUGAAAAGGGGAAUAUCUUGAUAUAUAAAUUAGAUAUGAAUUAUUUCCAUUUGCAAGAUCAAAAUAAAAUACCUGAUAGCGUCA